AUAACUGUUACGCGUAAGUAUCGCGUUCCUCCUCCCAUUGAAGGAUUCAUACCCACCCAUAAAAGGAUUCAAACCAUGUCUAUCCCAUGCCCUACCCACGCUCCGACCUCUCCGAGCUAUCCGCCCGUCGUGGGGAACCCGAUAACAGUAAUCAACCAAACUAUCGAUACAAGACCAGCCCGGCCCCAAUUCCCCCGUCAAAGCUCCCCUUGGAUCCUGAGUCAUGGAUACACUCCCGGGACCUUCCCCGUUGCGCGCGUUUUGACACCUGAUGUGGAGCGGCCUGGUGGGCACGGAUACUCUUGGGGAUGUUAGGUAGCUAUGUUAUCAGGGCUGAACUAUUGAUGGAGUGACGAUAAGAGAUAGAAUUGUUUGUUUUGGAGAUGUGAAUGAAUGAUGACUACCGGUAUUUAUCUAAGUGUCGAGAAUCCUUCCGCACAGACGGACUCCAUGAGCUUUAAUGCAAAACGGGGA
This is a messenger RNA of Mollisia scopiformis, 474 nucleotides long. RefSeq lists its product as uncharacterized. NCBI's taxonomy places the organism in Eukaryota, Fungi, Ascomycota, Leotiomycetes, Helotiales, Mollisiaceae. The coding region runs from base 76 to 315 and encodes 79 amino acids. The record is from RefSeq and is a predicted model, not a curated record. The transcript has a single exon.